CUCUCUCUCAAACAGACAACACACCCACCCCAACCUGCCUCGGCUUGAUCCUUUCCCGGCGCAUCCUGCCCUUACUCCUUACAGUAUUGAUCGGCACUUUUCAGCAAGCCUUCGGUACCCUUGGCUUGGGUCUCGACUUCGUGUUCACUGACACUUUAUCGACAUCUACUCCGGAGCCUCAAGCGACCUAGAACCCUCGCUUCCAGCACGUUGCUCCCACGCGAAACGAAAUCCGAGUUCCAAUCGGUCCACGUUACGGAGAGGCACCUCCCGCGAACAAAACCCGCCGGAUCGCCCAGCGACCUCUCUUCUCCCGUACAAAGCCUCAUGCAGUAGCUCUGAGCGACUGUCUUAUACAAUGCUCUCCCUGGAGCACUGCCAUCGCCAACAGUUCCUCGAGCAGAUGUACGAACUUGAGCAGAACAUACAAGCACCAUUUCCAGGUUUGACCAUGGAUUCAUAUGACCCAAUGUCCAACUUUCACCCACUACCAUACUCAUAUCUGGAGAACCCGUCCAUGUUCGCGCCUGCGCCCAUGCCUUCAAUGAAGCAAGACAUUCAACAAUUCCAUGAGCUGCCACCAGCUCUGAUCUCGUCUGGGUCCGUCCCAUCGAUCCCGAGUGCCUCAUCAUCCACGGUCGGGUCACCAUACUCCGGGCCUUCUCACACCAUGUCCACCCAGGAUGGCUUCGAACACAACGGUGCCCCGUAUGGGCUUGGUAUGAUGCCGACCAUUGUGAACAAUGAUGCCUUCUCACACGACUUGAUGGGAUCUUGUAUGGACUCGGAACUGUCCUUGGACAAAAUCUCGGAUAAUUAUGUGGAUCCAUCGUUGAUUCACGCAUCGCAAUCGUAUGGCGAAUCAGCAUUUUCCGAUCAAGGACUGUUCCCUGCCAUCAUGCACUCUUACUCCAACACAUCCCCGUCCGGCUCUCCAGCUGCCUCUCCUCAACCAUAUGGCGUCUUUGCCACUGCUCACUUCUCCGAACCACUCACAAACACCAACUACUUCCACCAACAAGAAAACUUGCUCAGCCGAAGACCUUCCCUAAUCUCGUACGAGUCUGCCAUCUCUCAGCCCAGCCCAACCUCGGAUUCUGGGGAAGACGGCAGAGAGAAAGGUCGCUGCCCGCAUCCUGAGUGCGGCAGGGUCUUCAAAGACCUCAAGGCUCACAUGUUGACGCAUCAAGCCGAGCGGCCUGAGAAAUGCCCGAUUGUGACUUGCGAGUAUAACCAAAAAGGAUUUGCACGCAAGUACGACAAAAACCGACACACCCUGACCCAUUACAAGGGUACCAUGGUGUGCGGCUUCUGCCCAGGAUCCGGCUCCCCGGCCGAGAAGAGCUUCAACCGGGCCGACGUUUUCAAGCGACACUUGACCUCUGUUCAUGGAGUCGAACAGACUGCCCCAAACAGCCGAAAGCGCAGCCCAACUGCUAAUACCAGAAAACUGUCCAGCUACUGCCAAGAUGCCACCGGCAAGUGCUCGACUUGCUCCGCGACCUUCAACAAUGCUCAAGACUUUUAUGAGCAUCUUGACGACUGUGUCUUGCGCGUGGUCCAACAAGAAGAACCUAGUGAAGCCAUCAAUGCGCAACAUCUAUCGAGCGUGACCAUGGACGAUGAUGUGCAAGAGACCUUGGACCGUCAUCUAAUCAAGACCGAGGAUGCGCCAACCAGCUUUGAUGACUAUGAGGAAGAUGAUGAUGACGACGAUGAGGACGAGGACGAGGAAGAUGACGAAGAUGAUGACCCCUCGUUCAACAGCAGAUCUGGAAAGGGCAUGAUCAGGACUAAGGUGCCAGCCUCAGCACGUGCUAUUAUUGGUGGUGGCAUUUCGAAAAAUACCAAACCCUCGAAGAAGAGCAUGACUUGGUCCAAAGGUGGCGUCGCGCUUGUUGGCAAAGGUCGCAAGAAGAGAAAGCACUACCCACCGUCCUGGGGUAUGUCUGCUGACAAGAUGCGCAUGAAGAAGAGAGUCAUGUGCGUGUACGAUGGCGAACGUCGACUUUGGAAAGACGACAUGAUGCUGCACAACGAAUUCGAGGUCCGCAUGACCUUGCCGGACGGCAAGAACUACGUGACCGAUCUGGAUGUGGAAACCCUCAAGCGCGCCGAGGCCUUUCACAAUGCAACGCAGGAGGAGAAAGGCACUUGGAUGCCUUUGGGUGAGGAUGAUGGUCAAGGCUUCGACUUGAAUGCCUUGAUGGCUUGAUUGAGUUGUCGAUUUCUUCGGUGCGUUCUAGCG
Messenger RNA from Exophiala viscosa, 2248 nucleotides. RefSeq lists its product as uncharacterized. Gene Ontology annotation, biological process: regulation of transcription by RNA polymerase II. Gene Ontology annotation, cellular component: nucleus. NCBI's taxonomy places the organism in Eukaryota, Fungi, Ascomycota, Eurotiomycetes, Chaetothyriales, Herpotrichiellaceae. The record is from RefSeq and is a predicted model, not a curated record. The transcript has 2 exons. Bases 359 to 2215 code for a protein of 618 amino acids.